AUGUCCUUGAAUGGGCUUGAUGGCGCUGCGGUUGCCGAAGCGCACCAGACUGCGCUGGCAGAACCUGGAGGAUGGUUCCUCCUCAAAUAUGCGAAUCGCGACACGGUGGAAGUGUUGAAGAAGGGGACAGGAGGAGUACAGGAGGUUCGAGGGGUGAUACAGCAGUAUGAGGAAAAGUCACCUUUGUACGGCCUGGUUCAGUAUCGGCGCAAAAAGGUGGUGCUCAAAUAUGUGCCUGGUGGAACUUCACGUCUCUUGCAAGUGCGGCUUACCGUCCAAUUUCAAUCUGUCCUGGAAGCCUUUACACCCCACGACACUGUUUUCUCCUUUACGAUUGCCUCUGAAUUGACCGAAUCGGCAUUGGGCCUGUGCACCAUGCUGUUGCCCUCGGCCGCGUCAUUGACCUCGUCCAGCUCUUCACUACGUCGGCGCCGACUGGACGGAAUCACAGAGGACGUGGAGGAAACAAACUCAUCCACAGCAGCACCUGAAGCGAGCUCGAAAGUCCCAGGCACUGCAGGUUCCCAAUCGGAAUCCACAACCACCCCAACCUUUGCAACCCUGAGGCACGAACCACCUGCGGCCGCACCUGCAACUGCACCUCCGCCUCCUCGUGAAGAACCAACCCCAGUCUAUGGAAGGCACGAACUCGAUGAACUGCCUGCAAGUGCCGUUCUUGCAAAGGCGCUCCUCGCCAAACGCAAGGAAGAGGCAGCUGCCGAGGCAGCGGCGGCAACCCAGAGCGACUCUCUCAACUUCAAAUUGAACGAUGAGACCCCAGGUCAUCUCCUACCACCACCACCACGCAUAGAGAGCCUUGCAAUACCAGUACGUGGCCCGUCCCUUUCUCUACUUCCUCCAACAACAAAACCAGACAAGGCACUCCCCAUAACACCUGAUUCGACUCCACCAACAACGAGCGAAGGGCCCCCCCAACCUUUGGACUACGAGGCCACAAAUACCCUUCUCCUGGAAUCAUCCGCUAUCGGCUCUUCAGAACCUCUAUCUACUCACCCUCCCCACGCUCGCCACCUCUCUGCAGCUGAGUCUGACAGUAUCAGCCAGUGGAGCAGCAAUGUGGCAUCAUAUGCAACAGUGAAACCACCCAAGAAAAAGAAAUUUGGUCCACGUCCUCAUGUUGAGUCCGGACACCGCCCAAAAACAUCAGGUACAUCAGAGACCAGUCUAAAUGUUCGACCGGUCGCCAAUUUGCCAAACUCAAUCCGUGUCAGCAAUCGCUCCGUGGCAAGUUUGUCUCUUCGACCAGGUUCACAGCAAUCCACCCGAAGCGUCCCUGGCCGCUUUCCGCAUUCCACCCAUCCCAUCAACAUUGCUCCUCCUCUGCCAUCCCCUUCACUCCUCGCACCACUCUACAAACAGACCGAGAGUCGACACACAAAAUCAAGAGCGGGCUCCGUCAACACAGAAGGCAAUACAGCCACCCCAGAGAAACUGCGAUUGAUGAAAGCACUGCAACUGAGGAAACGGAAUAUGCUCCUGGCGCAGAGAUCCUCUGCAGUGGCGUACUCCCCUACUUCCACCACACAUGCGGCCAAUGAUUCAGAAUCCACCACAGCAACCCAUACUUCCAACGCUAGUUUAUCUUCGGCUGUCAGCAAUGACCAGCUUUCCAACAUUGACGAGGAUCCUAAAUUGAUACAAUCGUCAAACACGACUUCGCCAACCUUCAUGACACAUGUUUCAGAAGAGCCAUCAACCAAAGCAUCCUCGUUUACCGAGCCCGAUGACCUCUCCAGAAAGCGCCGUUCAUUGUCCUCCGCGACAAGCUCCUCGAUUACCCCAAGAGCUGUCGUGCAGGAUACUGUGAAGUUGUCAGAAGUGGUCGGAGAGGGUGAUGGCCGUGGCAGGCCUCUGAGCAGGCCAAAUAAGCCGCUGGAGCUUGGGCCUCCUUUGGAAGACGUAGCUGCCGUGCAGCAUCGACCCGUGGAUAAGCAUGAAUCAGAAAGCGAGGCAGAAGCCAAAGUUGUGCCGUCAACAAAGGAGGCUUCCGUGUGCAAUCUUGAAUCGAAGCCAGCCACUCGCACUGAGACCUCUCCAAGACCUGCUCCUACAUCGAUCUCUCCCAAUAAAAUACGCCGAGGGGUUCCACCGCAACCUUUAAAGAUCACACCCAACAUUGACAGUUCUGCAUCGGAUAUGUCAGAUAAUGAUUCUUUCAUGGAUGAACUACAAAAUGCCACUGUUCAUGAAGCCAUGCCAGUAUCCGUUGCACGCUCCCCAGUUACCCCAAUAAUGUCGAAAGGAAGUUCCGACCGAUUAAGAGAGAUUGUGACCAAGACUGCCAAUUCCAGCUAUCAAGCAAGAAGGAGCGCGUCAACAACGCCAGACAGGGCCAGGUCUAACAGCAUACGUAGUGUCUCGACGGCAUUACCUCAAUGGCCACCAGUUCAGUCGGAGGCAGUCCCUCUUCCUUUGACGAAAAAACCGACUUUGGGGACCGGUAUCUCGAAGCGAAUCAAGGCUCUAGAGGUCUUGACGGCAAAGGAGGCCGCCGCUCAGCCGGCUAAUCCUGUGCGCGAAACGAAUCAACCGCGCUCUGCCUUUUCCACCUUUAUGAAACGUUCAUCGUUCUUGUCAAACCACCCGGGACCCAAUACCUCGAUUGAAAACUCUCCUCCCAAGAAGCUGCCUGAACCCUCCAUCUAUGAUUCAGGGUUCGCUGCGUCAACCAAAGAUCUCAGACAACCUCUGGUCGAGGCCAAUGGUUCGUUGACCAAGGGUGAAAGCAUCUCGGUGACUGCCAGGAUUGUUCGCGACCCGAACAACAAACAUCCUCCAAUGUCACCGAGUUCUAGCUAUGCAACACCUUUGCAGCUAUUCCGAAGUCCUUUGAUUGUCGAACACGAAAGACAUGAUGAUGGCGCAGGUCAGGAGCAGACAUUUGCUUCCAUCCAAGCAAUGGCUAAGAGCCCGACAAAGUCCGACAAGGGCCGGUUCUCAUUCUCGUCUCACCGUUCGGCAUCUCAAGUGAACCUGCCACGCUCCGAGUCCAGUAAAACCAAGGGUUCUCACAGCAACAACUACAAAAAACAUAGCACCCGAUCGGUGAGCGAUGCUGGGUCGUUUACAGAGGAGAAGAAAUCCUCGAGGACGAGCCGGUUGAUGAAAAGAGUUUCUAAUUUGACAUCCUCUCGGAAGCAAAGCCAGUCUCAGGUCAAGGACCAACCUCAUCCGGAUACGAUUCAGGAACUGAAGGAGUCUACCCGACAGAGCUCUAUCGCGGAGUCUCUCUUACACGUUGUAGAUAUCGGAGAUGUCAACGUACAAUUUCCUGAUUCACUUUUGUGGAAGCGACGAUUUAUGCGAGUGGAUGAUCAAGGAUAUCUGAUAUUCUCGCCACCAAUGACAGAUGCUCACAUGAAGAGCAUCAGCCGGAAAUACCAUUUGAGUGAUUUCAAAAAGCCGACACUACCGGAUCUGGAAAGAGAAGAGAUGGCAUGGAGCAUUUUACUUGAUCUGAAGGAUGGAAGGUGCAUACAAUGCGCUUGUGAGAGCCGACAUGGUCGACAGCAGGUUUUACAAAUGCUUGUUGAUGCAUACAACGCCUAUCUCCAGCUGUAUGGUAGCUGA
Molecule: messenger RNA, 3591 nt
Organism: Exophiala bonariae
Lineage: Eukaryota; Fungi; Ascomycota; Eurotiomycetes; Chaetothyriales; Herpotrichiellaceae
Exons: 4
Coding region: 1-3591 (1196 amino acids)
Source: RefSeq, a predicted model, not a curated record